AUGACAGCAGCAGUGGAGGUACCUUCCAAUGCUAUGUGGGUGUAUGACAGCAGCAGUGGAGCAGCAGUGGAGGUACCUUCCAAGGCUAUGUGGGUAAAUGACAGCAGCAGUGGAGGUACCUUCCAAGGCUAUGUGGAUGAAUUGACAGCAGCAGUGGAGGUACCUUCCAAGGCUAUGUGGGUGUAUGACAGCAGCAGUGGAGGUACCUUCCAAGGCUAUGUGGCAGCAGUGGAGGUACCUUCCAAAGCUAUGUGGGUGUAUUACAGCAGCAGUGGAGGUACCUUCCAAAGCUAUGUGGGUGUAUUUACAGCAGCAGUGGAGGUACCUUCCAAAGAUUUGUGGGUGAAUUACAGCAGCAGUGGAGGUACCUUCCAAAGCUAUGAGGGUGUAUUACAGCAGCAGUGGAGGUACCUUUCAAAGCUAUGUGGGUGUAUUACAGCAGCAGUGGAGGUACCUUUCAAAGCUAUGUGGGUGUAUUACAGCAGCAGUGGGGGUGCCUUCCAAAGAUAUAUUGACAACUCAACAAUAAAUCAUUGUUCAUCGUCAAGUGGGCCGCAAAAGAAAAUGGCUAAGAAGCUUUAUGUUUCCAAGCUUAGCAUUGCGAUAGCUGCGUCCUUGCUUGGAGCCAUCGUCUGGAUUGUGUUGUAUCGGUUGUCAUCUGACGACAUACAACCAAGUAUCUUAUUCAGCGUUUCAAUAAGCGCAUCGUUUGACAUUGAAACAAAAGAGCGGAAAGAAAAUGAUUCCGGGAAAAGUCAUCUGAAAAUCGAAUGGAAUCCGACUACAGAGAAAAUUAAUUUUCAUCAAACAGAAAUAAUUUCCUCAGACAUCAAUUUCGAAUCAUUUGCCAUCAAGGCAGAUGGUAGACAGACUAUCGGUUUCUCCCACAUGAAUAUUACCGAAGCAUUCUGUGUUGAAGACGUUUCACCGCCACAAUGGGUUGGCAUUAUAGAACAUAUUGCGUCAACGAACAACUGGCGUAGGGGUGUACCAGUAGAUCGCUGUCACGGAAACGUCUGGUAUACAUAUUACAAAGGUAACAUCACUGAAAUAUGUAGCAAUGCAAAUCAGUUACAGUAUGUUACCCACCAAAACAGUCGCGCCGAGGUAGCCACUUGGACCAAAACCGAAAAGCAAAAUAUACAUAUCAGAUCCGAUGUCCUAAAUGGCCAGUGCCGCAAUAUCAGUCAAGCAAAUUACAAAAAACAACAUAAACCUAGAAAAAUUAAAAGAGAUUCUGAAGUUUUGCCGAUCACGUGCUUGUUUGUACACGGAUCAGGUAAUGUGAAUUCUGGCAACACGAUCCUUCCGGAUCUGACCGAAUAUUGGGGAGACGUACGGGAUUACACACCAAAAUGUUCCACGCAUAAAUUUCUUAAUUACAACAGUAGAGACUAUGGCUGGGAUGCGGACAAUCUCCACCAAACAUUUUGUGAUGCUGCUGCCCCUAAUGGAACCAUUCACAAUACCGUAAUAUUUUCACACUCCAUGGGAAAUUUGGUGGUCGCAGCCGCCCUGCACAGAAAUAAUUGUACCUUUAAUCAGACAACAAGUCGUUGGUUCUCAGUGCAGGGUUUGUGGUCAGGAACUGCUGCAGCCAACUAUAUUUCAGAAAUUUGCAGAAGCUAUCCGGUUCUAGGAUACGUAUUUCAGAAGUUAGGCUGGUACUGUAAGGAAACCGAAGGCAGUGUAUUCAAUGUGUACAGUACUUUGAGUACCGAUUACAUAUCACCUACUGGUGUCACCUUUGCCAAUCUAACAGACGUCGGAAGGAGGUUUGUUUCGGGAGUGAUGUGCGGCAUGAGCAGUUGGGGUCAGAUGGAGUAUUUCUUCGAGAGUUGGUUUUUAUCUAAAGUGCAGGAUAGUAGUCACUUAGGGGAGCCCAAUGAUGGAAUGGUAUCUUUCGAUUCCUGUAACCUUAAGAAUGAAUCAUUCGAUAAAAGAACCUCGCAGCCGUAUUACGCAGCUAAAAUCAACCACGCCGACGGCACUUCAAUAUCUUCGAGUACACUGGCAUCCUACAUCUACUCUGAUUCAGCAUCAACCACAAGUCAAUCACAGGAACAGAUCACUCACACGACGUCUGAUCAAAGUACUAAACUUCAUAGCGCAACAUCAAUGGUACUGACAGGAGGCUCCUCACAUAGCCCGACAAGGGACACCACCUGGUCAGGUACUGUUACAGUCACGACUUUCCUACCAACUAAUGAAGACAUGUCUACGUCUAGCGCUGAAAGUGCCCCGUCUUCUAGAAAUAUAGACACCACAACCGAGGCCGAUACACAAACCUUUACUACUAUAAUGAAAAGAACAAUUUCCGACAGCAAGUUUGACGUUACUACUUUUGAAGGAAGAGAAGAGCAGACCAAAGUUAAAAGCAAUAUCGAUACCAAUAGGUAUGCCGACAAUGUGCGUACCGGCACCUCUCCUACCAAUGUAGACACUCAAGGGUCGUCUCAAGUCAAUGUGAUUACUGACCCAUCUACUACCAAUACUGACACCCAAGGGUCGUCCCAAGACAAUGUGAGUACCGGCACCUCUGCUACCAAUGUAGACACUCAAGGGUCGUCUCAAAUCAAUGUGAUUUCUGACCCAUCUACUACCAAUACUGACACCCAAGGGUCGUCUCAAAUCAAUGUAAUUACUGACCCAUCUACUACCAAUACUGACACCCAAGGGUCGUCUCAAAACAAUGUGAUUACUGACCCAUCUACUACCAAUACUGACACCCAAGGGUCGUCUCAAAUCAAUGUAAUUACUGACCCAUCUACUACCAAUACUGACACCCAAGGGUCGUCUCAAAUCAAUGUGAUUACUGACCCAUCUACUACCAAUACUGACACCCAAGGGUCGUCUCAAAUCAAUGUAAUUACUGACCCAUCUACUACCAAUACUGACACCCAAGGGUCGUCUCAAAUCAAUGUGAUUACUGACCCAUCUACUACCAAUACUGACACCCAAGGGUCGUCCCAAGAUAAUGUGAUUACUGACCCAUCUACUACCAAUACUGACACCCAAGGGUCGUCUCAAAUCAAUGUGAUUACUGACCCAUCUACUACCAAUACUGACACCCAAGGGUCGUCCCAAGACAAUGUGAUUACUGACCCAUCUACUACCAAUACUGACACCCAAGGGUCGUCUCAAGUCAAUGUGAUUACUGACCCAUCUACUACCAAUACUGACACCCAAGGGUCGUCUCAAAUCAAUGUGAUUACUGGCCCAUCUACUACCAAUACUGACACCCAAGGGUCGUCUCAAAUCAAUGUGAUUACUGACCAAUCUACUACCAAUACUGACACCCAAGGGUCGUCCCAAGACAAUGUGAUUACUGACCCAUCUACUACCAAUACUGACACCCAAGGGUCGUCUCAAAUCAAUGUAAUUACUGACCCAUCUACUACCAAUACUGACACCCAAGGGUCGUCUCAAAUCAAUGUGAUUACUGACCCAUCUACUACCAAUACUGACACCCAAGGGUCGUCUCAAAACAAUGUAAUUACUGGCCCAUCUACUACCAAUACUGACACCCAAGGGUCGUCUCAAAUCAAUGUGAUUACUGACCCAUCAACUACCAAUACUGACACCCAAGGGUCGUCCCAAGACAAUGUAAUUACUGACCCAUCUACUACCAAUACUGACACCCAAGGGUCGUCUCAAAUCAAUGUGAUUACUGACCCAUCAACUACCAAUACUGACACCCAAGGGUCGUCUCAAAACAAUGUAAUUACUGACCCAUCUACUACCAAUACUGACACCCAAGGGUCGUCUCAAAACAGUGUAAUUACUGACCCAUCUACUACCAAUACUGACAUCCAAGGGUCGUCUCAAAACAAUGUAAUUACUGACCCAUCUACUACCAAUACUUACACCCAAGGGUCGUCUCAAAACAAUGUAAUUACUGGCCCAUCUACUACCAAUACUGACACCCAAGGGUCGUCUCAAAUCAAUGUGAUUACUGACCCAUCUACUACCAAUACUGACACCCAAGGGUCGUCUCAAAACAGUGUAAUUACUGACCCAUCUACUACCAAUACUGACAUCCAAGGGUCGUCUCAAAACAAUGUAAUUACUGACCCAUCUACUACCAAUACUGACACCCAAGGGUCGUCUCAAAACAAUGUAAUUACUGGCCCAUCUACUACCAAUACUGACACCCAAGGGUCGUCUCAAAACAGUGUAAUUACUGACCCAUCUACUACCAAUACUGACAUCCAAGGGUCGUCUCAAAACAAUGUAAUUACUGGCCCAUCUACUAUCAAUACUGACACCCAAGGGUCGUCUCAAAUCAAUGUGAUUACUGACCCAUCUACUACCAAUACUGACACCCAAGGGUCGUCUCAAAUCAAUGUGAUUACUGACCCAUCUACUACCAAUACUGACACCCAAGGGUCGUCUCAAAACAGUGUGAUUACUGACCCAUCUACUACCAAUACUGACAUCCAAGGGUCGUCUCAAAACAAUGUAAUUACUGACCCAUCUACUACCAAUACUGACACCCAAGGGUCGUCUCAAAACAAUGUAAUUACUGGCCCAUCUACUACCAAUACUGACACCCAAGGGUCGUCUCAAAUCAAUGUGAUUACUGACCCAUCUACUACCAAUACUGACACCCAAGGGUCGUCUCAAAACAGUGUAAUUACUGACCCAUCUACUACCAAUACUGACACCCAAGGGUCGUCCCAAGACAAUGUGAGUACCGGCACCUCUGCUACCAAUGUAGACACUCAAGGGUCGUCCCAAGACAAUGUGAGUACCGGCACCUCUGCUACCAAUGUAGACAUCAACGAGUCGUCUCAAGACAAUGUGAAUACUGACCCGUCUAUUACCAAUGCAGACAUGCAUGGGUCGUCUCUAGAUACUUUGAAUACCGACAUAUCUACUACCAACCUGGAUAUUAAUGAGGCGAUUACUGACAGUGUGAAUACUAGCAACUCUACAAUCAGUGGUGCUUUAAAUGGCUCGUCUACUGAUGUUAAGGAUACUGGUAAAUCUACUAAUGGUGGUAAUGGAUAUGAUGACAAUAUGACUACCGUCACCUCUACUACCGAUGUGGACAUUAGAUCCUUUAGUGGCACUUUGACAACAUUAACUAAUGACAACAUCCAGGCAACGGCAAGUGGUGGUAAUGUACACACGAUGACAACGCAUGUUCAAACACCAAUAACGACAACUAAUGAUAACGAUCACACGACUGUAACCAAUAACAAUAUUCCCACGACUAAACCCUCAGCUAAUGAUAAUGUUCACUUGACAACAGCUGACGACAAUAUUCCCACGACUGCAAUAUUUAUUCAUGAUAAUGUUCCCAUUACUAAAUCCACUGAUAAUAUUCUCACGACUACAACGUCGACCACUGGUAAUGGUCAUACGACUGUAUCUGAUGAAAAUGUUCCCACGACCAAAACUGAUAACAAUGUUCCCAUGACUGCAAGCUCAACCUAUGAUAAUGUUCCCAUCACUGCUACUGAAAAUGUUCCUAAGACUAUAACUGCUGGGAAUGGUCCUACGACUGCAUCUGAGGAAAAUGUCCCCACGACCAAAACUGAUGUCAAUGUUCCCACGACUGCAAUCUUAACUUAUAAUAAUGUCUCCAUGGAUACAACUCCUGACAGUGAUCCUAUAGUUCAGGCUGGUGAUGACGUUCCCACGACAACUGCUGACAAUCGUCCUACGACUACAGUUGAUGACAAGUUCAAGACUACAACCUCAACGUAUGGUAAUGUUCCAAUAUCAACACCUACUGAAAAUGUGUACACGACUGCAACUGAUGACAAUGUCCCCACGACUGCAACAUCAACUAAAGAUAAUGUUCUAAUGACUACAACCGUUGACAAUAUUCUCACGAGUACAACUGAUGACAAUGGUCCAUUAACUGCAAUCUCAACGUAUAAUGAUGUUCCCAUGGCUAUUUUUACUGACAAUGUUCCCACGACUGCAACUGCUAACAAUGAUCCAAUGACUACAGCUGAUGACAAUGUUUCCUUGACUGCAUCAUCAACGCAUAAUAAUGUUCCCAUGACAACAACUGCUGACAAUGAUCCUAAGAAUAAAACCUCAACUGAAUACAAUGUUCCCAUAACCACAGCUACUAGGAAUGUUCCCACGACUGCAACUGCUGACCAUGAUCCUGCGACUAUAACUAGUGACACUGUUCCUACAACUUCAACUGAUAACUAUGUUCCAACGAGUGCAACCACAACUAAUAAUAAUGUUCCCAUGAUUACAGCUACUAACAAUAUUCAUACGACCACAACUGCUGUCAAUAAUCCUACUGUUACAGCUGAUGACAAUAUUCACACGACUUCAACUGAUGAUAGUGUUCUCUCUACUACUACUCAUGUUGGUAAUGUUCACAUGACUACAACUAAUGACAAUGCCUCUGAGACUACCACUGAUGAUGAAAUUCCCACAACUACAGCUAUUAAUAAUUUCCCUACAACUGUUACUGAUGACAAUUUUCCCUCGAAAACCUCUAGCAAUAGUAUUCACACGACUACAACAUAUAAUCUUGAAACAACUUUAGCCGAUAUUGAUAUUCACAUUACUACCACGGAUAACAAUAUCUCCACGACUACCACUGAUAACAAUGUCUCCACGACUACCACUGAUGACAAUGUCUCCAUGCCUACAACUGAUGGCAAUGUCUACACGACUACAACUGAUAACAAUCUAUCCACAACUACAACUGAUGACAAUCUCUCCACGACUACAACUGAUGACAAUAUAUCCACGAUUACCACUGAUGACAAUGUCUCCACGACUACCACUGAUGACAAUGUCUCCACGAUUACCACUGAUGACAAUGUCUCCACGAUUACCACUGAUGACAAUGUCUCCACGAUUACCACUGAUGACAAUGUCUCCACGACUACAACUGAUGACAAUGUUCUCACGACUACCACUGAUGACAAUGUACCCAGGGCUACAACUGAUGACAGUGUCUCCACGACUACCACUGAUGGCAAUGUAUCUACGACUACAACUAAUGACAAUGUAUCCACGACUACAACUGAUGACAAUGUCUCCACGACUACAACUGAUGACAAUGUCUCCACGACUACCACUGAUGACAAUGUCUCUACGACUACAACUGAUGACAAUGUCUCCACGACUAAACUGAUGACAAUGUCUCCACGACUACAACUGAUGACAAUGUAUCCACGACUCCCACUGAUGACAAUGUCUCCACGACUACCACUGAUGACAAUGUCUUCACGACUACAACUGAUGACAAUGUCGCCACGACUACCACUGAUGACAAUGACUCCCACUGAUGACAAUGUCUCCAGGACUACCACUGAUGACAAUGGUUCAACGAUUACCACUGCUGACAAUGUAUCCACGACUACUACUAAUGACAAUGUCUUCACGACUACAACAGAUGACAAUGUAUCCACGACUACCACUGAUGACAAUGUCUCUACGACUAAAACUGAUGACAAUGUCUCCACGACUACCACUGAUGAAAACGUCUCUACGACUACAACUGAUGACAAUGUCGCCACGACUACAACUGAUGACAAAGUAUCCACGACUACAACUGAUAACAAUAUCACCACGACUACAACUGAUGACCAUGUCUCUACGACUACAACUGAUAACAAUAUCUCCACGACUACAACUGAUGACAAUGUCACCACGACUACCACUGAUGACAAUGUCUCCACGACUACCACUGAUGACAAUGUAUCCACGAUUACAACUGAUAACAAUGUUUCCACGACUACAACUGAUGACAAUGUCUCCACGACUACCACUGAUGACAAUGUAUCCACGACUACCACUGAUAACAAAGUAUCUACAACUACCACUGAUGACAAUAUCUUCACGACUACAACUGAUUACAAUGUCUUCACGACUAAAACUGAUGACAAUGUAUCCACGACUACCACUGAUGACAAAGUAUCUACAACUACCAUUGAUGACAAUGUCUUCACGACUACAACUGAUGACAAUGUUUUCACGACUACCAAUGAUGACAAUAUAUCCACGACUACCACUGAUGACAAUGUCUCCACGACUACCACUAAUGAACACGUCUCAACGACUACAACUGAUGACUAUGUCGCCACGACUACAACUGAUGACAAUGGUUCAACAAUUACCACUGCUGACAAUGUAUCCACGACUACUACUAAUGACAAUGUCUUCACGACUACAACAGAUGACAAUGUCUCUACGACUAAAACUGAUGACAAUGUCUCCACGACUACCACUGAUGACAACGUCUCUACGACUACAACUGAUGACAAUGUCGCCACGACUACAACUGAUGACAAAGUAUCCACGACUACAACUGAUAACAAUAUCACCACGACUACAACUGAUAACAAUGUCUCCACGACUACAACUGAUAACAAUGUCUCCACGAUUACCACUGAUGACAAUGUCUCCACGACUACAACUGAUGACAAUGUUCUCACGACUACCACUGAUGACAAUGUACCCAGGGCUACAACUGAUGACAGUGUCUCCACGACUACAUGA
Pecten maximus is the source of this 8487-nucleotide messenger RNA. RefSeq lists its product as uncharacterized. The record is from RefSeq and is a predicted model, not a curated record. Lineage: Eukaryota; Metazoa; Mollusca; Bivalvia; Pectinida; Pectinidae. The coding region runs from base 1 to 8487 and encodes 2828 amino acids. The transcript has 6 exons.